UGCCAUCUUCAAUAUUUAGGUGCAAUGGAUGAAAUUCCAGGUGAGAAAGCUUAAUUUAGUGUAGCUUCAAGGCGCCAACAAUCGAAGUUGAAGGGUUCUUGGAAGUUUCCAUUUCCACAAAUGUUAUUUGUUAUUAUGUGAGGAAAUUUCCUCUUUGGCUCUCUUUAUCCUUUUUCAAUAUAUUUUCCUUCCAGCAAACCUAUAACAGGUCAAAAGAAAAUUUUGACGUAGAUUGUUUUGAAGAUUUAAUAAAAGAAAUGAGCAAUUGUCCAGGUCUAUACCAUGAUAUUGGCAAGAAGGCUAGAGAGAUUAUGCUCAUCAACCAAGAACUCAUUUUCAUUACCGGGACAUCAAGUGGAAUUUUGAUCUCUCAUGUGAAACACCCGAGAUUUUGCCUGGAGUCACAACACUUUUCAGAUUCACAGUUCCUGAUUCUUGCAAGGCAAGAAAAUUGAAAUUGUGUCAACUCAAGCAUCUUACAAUCUCCAUGUCAAUGUUGUAACAAUCAUAAUUUUUAGAAUUGCCUUAUGAGACCGACGCUCGUUGAUUUAUUACACUCAGAAAAAUAUAAACGUCAUAUUUUCAAGUCCUCUGAAGGCAAUGGUGACUGCAAUUCACAGGUGGAACUCAGACUCUUGCGUGACUAUUUCGGGAUAGCUGCAGGCGUUGGAGUGCAGGCAGAUGAACAGGGACCGUUCAGAGGAUAUGGGUAUAACCCGGUUGUAAAUUUAUCAGGUGUAGCAGGAAACACUCUUUUCUCCCUUGGCACUGACAUUUCCUUCAACGUAGCAAAAGGGACUUUUGAUGAAUUCAGUGCUGGUUUGAGCUUCAACAGCCCCUUCCUUAUUUCUGCCUUGAACUUGGAUGACAAACUUGAUGCUGUAAAAGCUUCCUGCUACUAUACAUUCAAUCCCCUCACCAGGACUGCCAUUGCAGCUGAAUUGAAGCAUAAUUUUUCAGAAAAUGGAGCAACCAUAUUUACAGUUGGUGCACAACAUUCCUUGUUUCCAUUUACAUUGAUGAAGGCUCGUGUGAACAAUGAGGCCAAAAUAGGUGGGCUUAUUCGGUUUGAAGUGUGGGAAAAGCUCCUGGUAGCAAUCACUGGAGAGGUGGAUUUUAGGGCCUCAAACAACAAAAUUUCUCAGGUUGGAAUGUCUAUGGCUUUCAGUCUCUAAAGCAGACUCACGUGAGAAUAAAUACUGUCAUUUUGAGAUUAUAUGGCAGCCUCUGUUCCAACAAGAUUUUAUAUAUAGGUUAUUAUUUUCCGUAUUCCUCUAUUAAUACGACAAAUAAUGGGGAAAGUGAUCAGUGGAAUACAACAUACAGAAUACAAAUAUGAGAAGGGCACCUUGGCUGGCUCUUUUGAUGCAUAGAACAGUAUGAUCUUUGAUGAGAUGUUGGAAAUUUUACUUUCCCAGAGACACUGAGGAGAGUUUGUGUUGGAAACAAGAAAAUAUGCAAAACGCUGUCGGUUCACGCCAGUGCCAACAGAUUCGUCUUGUAGAAUUCUUAUCUGAGUUAAACCAGAAGCUUUGGACUUGAAAAUUGAACUGAGAUUGGAGCUUCCUACUUAAAACUAGCGAUGAGUAUUAUUUUCCUUUUUAUUUAAAUGGAAUCAAUCAGUUUAUUACUAUUACUAAAAUGUUACAUAAUUGGAAAAUACAAAUAAAAAUAAAUUUUUUGUUUCAA
Molecule: messenger RNA, 1689 nt
Organism: Hevea brasiliensis (rubber tree)
Lineage: Eukaryota; Viridiplantae; Streptophyta; Magnoliopsida; Malpighiales; Euphorbiaceae
Product: mitochondrial outer membrane protein porin of 36 kDa
Exons: 4
Coding region: 528-1175 (215 amino acids)
Biological process (GO): monoatomic anion transmembrane transport
Cellular component (GO): mitochondrial outer membrane
Molecular function (GO): voltage-gated monoatomic anion channel activity
Source: RefSeq, a predicted model, not a curated record